AUUGCCCCUCGCCAUACUUCCCAGCUAAGAAUAUUGAAUUUUCAAACCCCCAACACCCAAAAAAAUAAAAAUAAAAAACCCCAAAAACCCCAGAAAAUAAAAAAAAAAUAAAAAAAAAGACUAAAACCCAAACUUUCCGGUCUUUUUGACACCACAUUCCACAGACAAACUUCAAAAAAAAAAAAAAAAAAAAAAAACCCACCUGAUGGAGCCGAUUCAUCCGACAGCAUUCUUCCAUGCGGGGCCCACCACUUUCAGGACGAGCUCGAUCGUCGUCGGCGGCGUCCUAAUCGAGCCAGCGAAGUCGCCGCUUCCGCCUCCGCCGCCAAACGGCGUCGUGGCGGUGGAGAGGAUACUCGGGUACAGCUUCACGGACAAGAGGCUUCUGGAGGAGGCGCUGACCCACUCGUCGUUCUUCCCCGACGCGACGCCUUCGUAUCAGCGGCUGGAGUUUCUCGGCGACGCGACGCUGGGGCUGGCCGUCAGCAACCACCUCUUCCUCGCCUACCCGGGGGUGGACCAGGGUCAGCUCUCGCUCCUCCGGUCGGCCAAUAUCAGCACCGAGAAGCUCGCGCGCGUCGCCGUCCGGCACGGACUUUAUCGGUAUCUUCGCCGGAACGCCCCUGCUCUUGACGAAAAGGUUAGGGAAUUCGUUGAAGUUGUGAGUAAUGAAGACGAAGCGGUUGUGCAUGGUGGAUCAAUAAAAGCCCCUAAAGUUCUUGCUGAUAUAGUGGAGUCUAUAGCGGCUGCUGUUUAUGUCGACGUCAACUUUGAUUUGCAAAGACUCUGGGUGAUCUUUAGGGGUCUCUUGGAACCUAUAGUCACGCUCGAAGACUUGCUAAAACAACCGCAGCCCAUUACGAUGUUGUUCGAGCUUUGCCAGAAGCAAGGUAAGCAUGUUAAUGUAGAGCAUUGGAAACAGGACUCCAAAAGUAUCGUUAGUAUUCAUGUCGAUGGGAAUUUUGUUGCCUCGGGUUCUUCCGAGCAAAAAGAUAUUGCCAAGCUAAAUGCUGCUAAGUUGGCUUUGUGCAAGCUGUGGAAAUCAAUGCCUCCUACUGAUGGAUUGGCUAAGAUCAUGGAUGGACUUGAUGAGUCAUUUGAGAUCGAGGGAGCAAAACAGAAGUUACAUGAGCUUUGCGGCAAGAAGAAGUGGGCCAAACCAACUUACAACAUUGAGAAAGAGAACGGGCGAGCACAUGAAAAAGUUUUCGUAUCAUCCGUUAAAAUUUCAACCGCAUACGGUGUACUAUACAUGAUGGGAGAUGAAAAAUCAAGAGUAAAAGAAGCAGAAAAUUCUGCAGCUUCCUUGAUGAUCCGUGCCUUACAAGAAUCUGAUUACCUAUGAUGUUGCUUCUGCUUCAUAGUUCAAAUCGCGGAUUAAUCUUACAAAGGGCGGCCUUGGGAAAAACGAUAUUGACGAUUUUUCAUGUGAUGCGAGUUAAGUUCUUGGUAAAAGUUGCUGAAAUAUGCAAAAAUUCUGGGCCUUCCAUGAUGAUCAAUGCCUUGCGGGACUCUCCUUAUGUUAUGCUGUGUGAUGUGUCUCUUAUCCGAAUUCCGAAAGCCCCAUAAGAACAGUCAAAAGCUUUACAGAUUUUGUUAUUGCUCUAGUCUGAAGUUUCUGGUUGAAAGCUUGGUUUGCUUUAUAAUAUUUGUGUAAGAGGAAAGACUGAUAAUUUCCUAUCCUUGCAUAAGUUAUUAAAAUGGCCUUUUUUUUUUUU
Molecule: messenger RNA, 1718 nt
Organism: Morus notabilis
Lineage: Eukaryota; Viridiplantae; Streptophyta; Magnoliopsida; Rosales; Moraceae
Product: ribonuclease 3-like protein 2
Exons: 4
Coding region: 206-1345 (379 amino acids)
Biological process (GO): siRNA processing
Cellular component (GO): cytoplasm; nucleus
Molecular function (GO): RNA binding; ribonuclease III activity
Source: RefSeq, a predicted model, not a curated record